AAAAUAAGCAAAGGCAAUAGCAUUCCCCUAUCCACAAACUGAAGCUCAUGCCUUCCAAAACAAUGGCUGCUCCAUUCUCAAACUUCAUCUCCUUCCUUUUACCUUCCACUACACCUCCACCCUCCAAAGCUCCACCAUUCAACAGACUCUCACUUUCUUCCCCAAAACCCAAAAACACUGCCCUUUCAGUGUCAGCUCAAGAGGAUCAAUCAUCUCCAUUAUCCACUGAAUUGUUAUCUGUUAUAUCCCCUUCUCUUGCAUAUGCAAAUACCCUUUUCUUCAGAUCAGCUUAUAAUGUUCAGGUCAUUGUGGAUGACAAUGAGCCUGAAGAGAGGCUGCUUAACAGGUUCAGAAGAGAGGUUAUGAGAGCUGGCGUUAUUCAAGAGUGUAAGAGAAGGAAGUUCUUUGAGAAUAAGCAAGAUGAGAAGAAACGCAAGUCACGAGAGGCUGCUAAGCGUAAUCGUAGAAGGCGUCCUCAAGCAAGAUUCUCAAACCUAAACAAACAAGAAGAAUCUACAAAGAAGAGGGAUGAAGAUGAUGAAGAUAAUUGGGACAUGCCAGAUGGAGACAUUCCCUAUUGAUCACAUUUUUCCAUGCCUUUUAUCUUCUAAAUCUCUUUGAUUCUUUAGGGGGCAUUGUCUAUUGUAGGCUGUCAUUACAAUGAACCUCGCCACUUGUGUUGCGGCUGUCACUUUUAACGUGUAUGAAGUAAAGAUUUUCAUU
Molecule: messenger RNA, 723 nt
Organism: Hibiscus syriacus
Lineage: Eukaryota; Viridiplantae; Streptophyta; Magnoliopsida; Malvales; Malvaceae
Product: 30S ribosomal protein S21, chloroplastic-like
Exons: 2
Coding region: 48-581 (177 amino acids)
Biological process (GO): translation
Cellular component (GO): ribosome
Molecular function (GO): structural constituent of ribosome
Source: RefSeq, a predicted model, not a curated record